Lecanosticta acicola is the source of this 1524-nucleotide messenger RNA. The record is from the annotation of a GenBank genome assembly. NCBI's taxonomy places the organism in Eukaryota, Fungi, Ascomycota, Dothideomycetes, Mycosphaerellales, Mycosphaerellaceae.
AUGGCCGAGCCCAUCAAGAACAAUCGCGCCGCCGCGCCUGCUCCGUCCGUAAACCCUCUGCUCUAUUGCUUCUCACACACCUGAAACACCUGGCACCCUCUUCAUCCCCGCAUAGUGGAGACCGCGUCAGAUCAAGACUGACAAUAUGGAUCCCAGAACGCCGCAGAACACGCCUGCCAACAACGCUCCAAUCUCGUCACACCAACAAGCCCCAAACUUGGCCAGUCUGAAGGAGGGUGAGUGGCAACCACACGCCGCUUGAGGAAAGUUAUCAGCUGACUGAGAGGGGUCAUACAGAGGACCUUGAGCGAGCUGCCGCAGCCAGCAUCUUCGCGCAGAACCCACGCCUGGUCUCCAUGAUGCAGAACAAGCUCUCCUCCCUCGUGGGCAAGUCGUCUGGAUACGUCGAGUCUCUGCCAGCGCCAGUACGGAAACGUGUCGCAGGCCUGAAGGGCGUGCAGAAGGAGCACUCCAAGCUCGAGGCGGAGUUCCAAGAGGAGGUUCUGGAGCUGGAGAAGAAGUUCUUUGCCAAGUUCACCCCACUCUACGAGAAGCGCGCCAAGAUCAUCAAUGGUGCCGCUGAGCCUACCGAGGACGAGGUCAAGGCUGGCGAGGAAGAUGAGGAAGAGGACGAGGAGGCCGAGGCUGAGAAGGCGGAAGCUGACAAGAACGCAUCCGACGCUGAUACGAAGGGCAUUCCGGAGUUCUGGUUGAGCGCAAUGAAGAACUCUUCGCUUCAAGAGACCAUCACCCCUCGGGAUGAGGAGGCACUCAAGUUCUUGACCGACAUCCGCAUGGAGUACCUCGACCGCCCUGGCUUCCGCCUGAUCUUCGAAUUUGCCGAGAAUCCCUUCUUCACCAACAAGACCAUCACCAAGACAUACUUCUACCAGGAGGAGAAUGGCUACGGCGGCGAUUUCAUCUACGACCACGCUGAGGGCGACAAGAUCGACUGGAAGACUGGCCAGGACCUGACAGUCAAGGUGGAGAGCAAGAAGCAGAGAAAUAAGAGUACGUGCGGACAGAAAAGAAAAAACUCGAAACUGGUCAAGUUUCACGACGACUUUCAGUUAAGCUAACUUAUGCUACAGACACCAAGCAGACCCGUAUCGUCAAGAAGACGAUCCCAACGCCUUCAUUCUUCGACUUCUUCAACCCUGCCAAGCCACCAGAGGAGGACGAUGAUGAGAUUGACGAGGAUAUCGAGGCCAAGCUCGAGCUCGACUACCAGCUCGGUGAGGAUAUCAAGGAGAAGCUCAUCCCACGUGCCAUCGACUGGUUCACUGGUGAGGCACUGCAAUUCGAGCAAGGUCUCGAUGACUUCGACGAGGACGACUUCGAGGACGAGGAUGACGAAGAUGAGGAUGAGGACGAGCGCGACGACGACGACGAAGAUGAAGAUGAGGAUGAGGUGAGUCGAAUUACAAGCGUUUCUUGCAAGAGCUAGAAUUUACUAAUGCCCCAGUAGGAGGAUGGCUCAAAACCCAAGCAAGAGGCCGCCGAGUGCAAGCAGAGCUAAGCUGA